CCAAAAUGGCGGAUUAUGCGAAAAGGUGAACCUCUACUACAUUUUCGACAAGCAUUUGUUUUUGAUAUGGCCCAGACUGAAGUAACGCCACGCCGACUAAUUCCAGAGGAAGAGGUGUAUCGGCAGGUGUUUGAUGCUGAGGUAAGCCUUGUGAAAGCACUGGAAAACGAAAAGUUACCAUCCAAACCCAGGUCUGCACCUCUGUUACCUCUGGUCAGGGAAUCUAGAGCUGUUACUGGUCAUGGUAUUCUAACGAACCGGCAAAAGAGAUGGAUGCAGGGCCGGCCAAAUGAGAGUAGCAUAGAGAAUCCUGUGCAUUUCAAAUAUGCAGCUCUUGAUGCCAUACAGAAUACUUCCAAACCAGAUAGCUAUUUUGAUGCUCUUGAAGUCAGAGGGCUUCCAGAUACACCAAAAACAACUUACAAGAAGACAAAUAUCAUUGAGAGACUAGAAGCAAGCAGAAAGGAAAGACAUGAGUCAUAUUUGGAAGAUAUGUAUCAAGAGUUUGGAGUCAUCAAUGCUGAACUGGAACCACACAUUCUUGAAUCAUGUGAGAAUUUAAAAGAGCAGUUGCUUGAAAAUGAUUCAGAAAUAGAGCAGCUGCUACAAACAAUCAAAAGUGAUGAUGACCUGUUGCUUCACAACCUGUCUGACUUGGAGGAACUGUGGGAUUCCAUUUCCGGACAUUCCGUUUGUCGUCAAACAUGGAUUAGAGAGUUGGAUGCUAUUCUGGAACAGGUGGAGAACGACAGGGGUAAUUUGAUUCGCGAGACUCUUAAAAGUUACAACAAAGUUCUUGAGCGAGUAGCGCACCUGAUGCCACCUGAUGUACACAGGUUACUUGAGAGAGAAGCUCAACGCGUUAACUCUACUAUUCUGAUGAACAGGAGAGCAUAUGCUGACCUCACUUCUCAUUUACUGAGUGCUGAUGUUGAACGUGAGAGGCAGUGUUACAUCUCCUGGCAGAGAAGGGUGGAAGACUGGAGGCAACUGAAAUGUGAAGUGGCCAUACAGACAUUUAACGAGUUCAUGCAGAGCCCAGCGAUUAAAGAUCCGCCAGACCUUAAAAGGAAGAUGCAGUUUUUCACCUCAGAACAACAGACAUUAAACAAGAAGCGAUUGGAUCUCCUGGAAUCGCUAAGGAAUAUGAGGCCUCCUAACUCCACUAAAUCUGCUGUUUAUCAGUGGAACACUGGACUGACAGACAUAUGCCGUCAACUUGAGGAAGUCCAUGCCAGAUACAAAGACAUUAUACAAAGCGAGUAUGAUCGGGUUAUUGACCAAUGCAUGGAGGAAGUCAACCGUGUCAAGGAACAGUUCCUGUCAGGAGGAAUUCUUAAUGCAGUGAGAACAGAAGAGGUGAUGAAUGAAUCAUUUCUGCCACUCGUCGGUGAAAAGCAAACCAAAUUUGAACACGAGAUCGACAAGAUGGAGCGCUCUUUGGAAAACUUGUGCAAUUUUCACGUCAUGAUGAUCAAAUCUCUGUUCAAGUUUGUACAAGGAGCCGCACAUUUAUGGGACUUACAUGAGAUCGGGUUGGCUCGACAAGAAAGAAACCUUCAGGAACUGUUGGAGAAGAAUCGUAGAGACCAUGAUGGUGCGAAUCAAGUGAAAGAAGCCAAUUUGGAUAUCAUUAUGGACAAAAUGAGACAAGAUUCAAGUGAACAGGCAUUAACAGAUAGUCUGAAAAAAGCGCUUUCAGCUCUGGAUGAAAUAAAACAGUUGUACAACGAUUUCCACGCCCUUGAAAUGCGGACGUCAAGGUCUUAUCCCGAUUUAGUCGAAGAAGAACUGAAGAAAUAUGACGGUGAAGUGUGCAAGUAUUUCCAAGUGGACAGGAGAUCAUCAAUGUCUGAAACUAAACCAAAGAGGAAAGAUUUCAAGUCUGGGAAACCAGAGCAGAGCAAAGCAAAGAAGACCAUCGAAGAUGUGCUCACAACUUCGAACGGCACCACGUUCUAUAUUCUGGUGGAGCCAGGUGAACACGGCCUGCUUGGGAGCCCGGAGAGUAUUAAGAGUAUGAAGACGUGUAUAACCUUUAUUACGGAUACACAAGAAGAGGACGAAGAAGAAGACAUUGUACCGCCUUAUAUUGAGGCCAUCGUGAUCAAGGAAGAACUUUUCUUGGAUCUCAGAAGACACAUAAGAAUGGAGUUCUUGGAACAUCUCGAGGAAUGGAAAAUUCAAGCCAAGGACAGAGCGAACAGUGUUGUAGCGGCUAAGGUUGAGGAGUUGAACAGCGAGUUAGAUUUACGACUUCAUCUACAUGAACCAAGGGCAUCCAGAGCUGAGCAGGAUGUGCAUAAUGUUAGAGCAGCGGAAUUGGUGAUGCAUCGAGAGCGGGUUGAACGCCACUGUAGAGGAGUUACUACGUCGUUGAACGAGUUCAAAACCAGGUUCCAACAGAUGGUCGAAGAACAUGAUAAAGAGACGGACAUUUUUAAACAUUCUGUUCAAGAACUCGAAGCAACAUUUACAUCUGCGACUAAAACUCACGAACUCUUGGUGAUUCAAGAUCAAGUAACUGGGCGAGUUGAGCAAUAUAUGGAUGUGAUCAGAACUUCCCUCAGAAAGUUCCGUCACGAUCUGGACGAUAUGUUGAGCACUCUACGGAAUUCAAAUGCAAGAUUCAGGAAGACGUUCAAGGUAUUCUCUGAUGGUGGAAAUUUUUCGACGGAUGAAGUAGAUGAGUACAGAAAGAAACUAGAGCGUAUGGCGAACAAGAUCGACUCGUCUGAAGGAUCUUUCAUGGCUGAAUUAGAAGGAAUGGAGUCCAAAAGAUUAGAAGCAGCAUAUGACUAUGCUGGAAAGCUGGAGGACAGAUUUAAAAAUCAUUUGUUUGACUUAACAUUCAUGGAAAAAGUAACGAGGUGGCUCACAAACACGCAAGUCAAAGUCAAAAGUGAGGUCGCAUUUAGCAAUUCUCAAGCGAAAAAGCUCGCCAUUUAUUUGUCCACCUUUGAACGUCACAUUGAUGCAGUUGAAAAACCAAAUCUUGACAAAGAGCAAGUGACAGCUCGUGAUGUACAAAGCAGCUUAAUCCCGAUCCUCCAAACAUUCCAUGAAAGGUCAUUGUACUUGAAUUGUCUACUAAAUCCUGCCACGCCCAGUCUGGCGAUUCUACAGGCCGGCCUCAAGAGAAAGGAGGAUAAGAAAGAAGAAGAAAAGAAGGAAAACAAAGGAUCGAAGGGAACGCUCAAGCCAAAGAAAAGCAAGAAAAAGAUUUCCCAGAAAACGGUAACAGAGAACACGGAGACUACAGAAUCCACUGAGACACAGAAUGGGGACGGAGUCAAACCCAAGAGUACUCCAUCACUCUCAAGGGUAGCGAGGGCCACAGAUGGUGAUGGAAGACCAAAAACAGUCCCAGGAGAGCUUAGCCACAAGCUUUCAGAUCAGGAUCUAAAGUCAAGACAAAGGAGCGCUGGUCGAAAAGUAAGUGCGUCUAGACGGGAUCCUUCGGGACCUAGAUACGACAAGAAAUACCUGGUGUUUGGUGAAAAGGUGGAAGAGGGAAGACACUUUAUGGCGCGUAUCAAAAACACAUUGAGGGAAGGCCUGGAGGGUUUAUUGGCUACUUCUGAGAUGUAUUAUCGCCAGAAAGGCCAACGGACUCCAACGCGGCCCCAGGCUAUUCAUGAAAAUUUUGAUCUGUGCGCGGAAGCAUUGGUUCAGCGGUUGACUUCUUAUAAAACUCAGGCCGAGGAAUAUCACAACUCGUGUAUUCAAGAACUUCGCGCGCAGAUGCAGAAGUUUUCAGUAAUUUUAGUUCACCUCCCGCCACUUGUGGUGCAGAUAAUAGUCGCUGAUCAGCUCAGGGACUUGGCCAAAGAGAGGAAAGAAUUAGAGGAAGACUAUGAAGUCAGAGUUCAAGAACUAGAGAAAAGAAAGAAUUUACAUCAAUCUCAACUGCGACCAUCUCUGGGCCAUCCACACAACAGAACCGAGAUGGACACACUUUGUAGCAGCGAGGAGAGAAGAAGACAAGAAGCCUUGGAUGGAGCUAAACAACAUGCAGAAGCAUUAGCGAAACUUGAAGCUCAGUUCGCAAGCUCGUUUAUUGAGAAGCUAGCGCAGACAUGUGAGACCAUGUUACUACAGUUUGAUGCAGUUCUCUCUCUUGAAGAUGUCGAAGUGGGAAAGGUUGAACCCAAACCGAAGAGCACCAAGAGAUUGCUCAGAGAAAAAUUAGCCGGUGAUGAGGACGGAAAAGAUAAGUUGGCGCCUUUCCCGUCUGGUGGUACAUCUUGGGAAGGACUGCCAACGAACGAACUUGUGCUGGAAGAGCCGAUUGACAAGAAGAAUAGAACCCCAACUGUAAAGACUGUUAAGACAACGCAAGGACACCUAGCUGUGAUAAAAUCGCGCAACAAAGCAUAUGAGGGUUACAAAGAAAAGUUUGAUGCUCGACUGACAGCCAUACGAGAAGAAAUGAAUGCACAGAUACAAAACGAAGAACGAUGGACACGAAGUUGGCAACGGUCAAUCACCAAAAUAAAAGAACUUUAUUAAGAUGGUUUCCUCCAGGAAUGGUCGAUUUGAGUUUGUAUUUUAGAACAGUUUGUUUGUAAAAGGUUUUGUUUGACACUGCCCAAAAGAUGAGUAAGCAAG
This is a messenger RNA of Pocillopora damicornis (cauliflower coral), 4611 nucleotides long. Its product is annotated as coiled-coil domain-containing protein 180. The record is from RefSeq and is a predicted model, not a curated record. Lineage: Eukaryota; Metazoa; Cnidaria; Anthozoa; Scleractinia; Pocilloporidae.